AGGUCAGGAGGAAGGCGUCUCCUCUGCACUGCACCGCGUGAUGCCCACGUGACCCCACUGCUCAAAGUUUUGUCGUGUUUAUGAAGGAAAGAACACGUCAAAGGGACUAGACAUCAUUCUCAGAGUUGCUUUUAAAAUGCCAUGAGAGACUGUGAGAAAUGAAAUGAAAAAUAAGAAGCGCUGACAACUUUAUUUUAGCUGUAGCUGAGGAAAAAAAGGGAACAGAUUAAUUUUUAAGCGGAACAUGGCGGCGGAGCAGGACUCAAACACUGACUAUCAAAACACAGGAGUUGAGGAAAGUUUAAUCUCUUCGGGGGAAAUAGAUGGCCGACCCUCCAUUCACGACAAUAACGGACAAUUUCCAAGCAGUCCGGAGGAAGACGCGUUUACUCCCACCUCCGUAAUUUACUUUAAAGAAGCCCUGACUUCAGCUAGCAUCCAGUUUGCCAAGAAAGACUCGAAUCCUCCUGGCACGGUGAAGUAUGAGUUUCACAUCGAAACAACCAAGAAAACCAAAAAUCCCAAGGACCCCAUCGCCAUUGAGAGGCUUAACCUGAUGAACAUGGCCAAGCUGAGCAUCAAGGGCUUGAUUGAGUCAGCUCUAAACCUGGGCCGCACACUGGACUCGGACUACGCCCCACUGCAGCAAUUCUUCGUCGUGAUGGAGCACUGUCUUAAACACGGACUCAAAAGCAAGAAGACGUUCCUCGGGCAGAACAAGUCGUUUUGGGGUCCUCUGGAGCUAGUGGAGAAGUUGACUCCAGAAGCUGGUGAAAUCACAGCUAGUGUCAAAGACCUUCCUGGCCUCAAAACUCCUUUAGGAAGAGGCAGAGCAUGGCUGAGACUGGCCCUCAUGCAAAAGAAGCUCUCAGACUACAUGAAGACCAUCAUUAACAGAAAGGAUCUUUUAAGUGAGUUCUAUGAGCCCAAUGCUCUGAUGAUGGAGGAAGAGGGAGCUGUAAUUGCUGGACUGUUGGUGGGACUCAAUGUCAUUGAUGCAAAUUUGUGCAUGAAGGGAGAAGAUUUGGACUCUCAGGUUGGUGUGAUCGAUUUUUCCAUGUAUCUAAAAGAUGGAGGUCACAGCAGCAAGAGCACAGAGGGUGAUGGACAAAUCACAGCAAUCCUUGACCAGAAAAAUUAUGUUGAGGAGCUCAACAGACAUUUAAGUGCUUCUGUGAAUAACCUUCAAGCCAAAGUCGAUGCCCUUGAAAAGUCCAACACAAAACUUACAGAGGAGCUUGCAGUUGCAAACAACAGAAUCAUCACUUUGCAAGAGGAAGUAGAGCGGAUGAAGGAGGAAAGCUCUUACCUUGUGGAAUCCAAUCGCAAGUCAUUGAGACCAGAUGGAGCUGCAGACGGCCAAGUACUUGGGGAAACUCGCAAGCAGCUCAAAGAGGAAACUCAGCUCAGACUGGAUGUAGAGAAAGAGCUGGAGGUGCAGAUCGGGAUGAGACAGGAGAUGGAAUUGUCUAUGAAGAUGCUGGAGAAGGACAUUUGUGAGAAACACGAUGCGCUGGUGGAGCUCAGACAUCAGCUCGAUGAUCUGCGCAGAAUCAACCAUGAGCUCUCCCACAAGACCCAGAGCUCAGAGACCAGUGUGAAACAGAAGAGUGAGAUCAUCAGUCGCUUUGAAGAGAAAACAAACCAGAUGGCUGCCACUAUUAAACAACUGGAGCACAGAUCUAAACAGGCAGAGAAGCAGAGGGACCUGGCCGAGGAGGCGAACAGGCUCUUCAAGCAGGAGUUCGGAGACAAAAUUGCGAGUCUGCAGCAAGAAGUGGAGCAUUUACAAAAGCAGAGGAACAGUUUGGAGCAGGAGCUGAGGAAGGAGCGAGGGAGGCGGGGCAGUCAGCAUUCAGAUACCCUGCUGGGAAAAACCCCUCCGAACAGAGACAUGAGGCAACAAGUAGAGGACAUCAGAAAGGAGCUGGAAGCGGUCAAAAAAGAGAACGGCACACUUCGAAAUGUGUUAGAAGAGAAAACAAGUCUCGGUUCAAGUUUGUCACUUUCACAUGAAGAUGAACAGAACCAGCCACUUGAUGAAGAGCCAGAGCUGUCUAUCUGCUCAAAGUGCCAACAUUCGGAAGCUCUAAGCAAUCCUAAGCAGGAGUGUAAGAACUGCAGCGGAGUGUUCUGCAAGAACUGCAUGCUCAACGAAAUCCCCCUGCCAUCGUCCAUCACCCCAGAACGUGUGUGUGACGUGUGCUACUCCCAGCUACUGCAGCAGUACGCCUCAAGCCCAUCCUGAGUCACUUCUCUUCUUUCAGUAAAGAAUAUUCAAAACCGGAGCAGACCCGAUUUAAUCCAUGUUUAAGCUUUCAUCACCAGCAGUGAGGUUUUCUGUGUAGUUGUGCUUUUUUUCAAAAAGGGAGUGUUUGUGUUACUUAAUUCUUACGUUAUUUGCAUC
Ictalurus furcatus (blue catfish) is the source of this 2407-nucleotide messenger RNA. It is a transcript of the gene rufy3, whose product is annotated as RUN and FYVE domain containing 3. The coding region runs from base 245 to 2248 and encodes 667 amino acids. Gene Ontology annotation, biological process: regulation of axonogenesis. Gene Ontology annotation, cellular component: cytoplasm. Gene Ontology annotation, molecular function: metal ion binding. The transcript is spliced from 18 exons. The record is from RefSeq and is a predicted model, not a curated record. NCBI's taxonomy places the organism in Eukaryota, Metazoa, Chordata, Actinopteri, Siluriformes, Ictaluridae.